Messenger RNA from Aspergillus niger, 1107 nucleotides. RefSeq lists its product as uncharacterized. Lineage: Eukaryota; Fungi; Ascomycota; Eurotiomycetes; Eurotiales; Aspergillaceae. The record is from RefSeq and is a predicted model, not a curated record. The coding region runs from base 1 to 1107 and encodes 368 amino acids. The transcript has 11 exons.
AUGGUCUUCGGGUCUCCAGGUGAAGCCUACACACAUCUCUCGUCAGAAGGAGGGAAUAUCCUCCUGAAAAGAACAGCGGUCUCACCCGACGGAGUCGCCGGGCAGGAUGAGGACCUCGAACAUCCACAAUCCACCUUCCGCAUCCAGACCCGACGCGUCGUCAGCAUCGUCCCUUCGAUAGCGAAGCGACCCUUUGAAAUGGCAUCUAUUUUUGAGGAUAACUGGCACAGGGGCCAGCGGGGACCCGGACACGGCCCAGGGACAGCGAUCGUCAGCAGCGCAUCGGUCAGUAAUGAUCCGUUGCCGGAGAUAAGCCUAAUCAGGCAGGUGAAGCCGGCUCCGUCGGCGGCCUGCAUACAGCUCAUGUCGACCGGUAACCUUGGAAGGCACGCCGGUGGAAACCCUCCGGAUGAGGAUUCUUCCAUUUUGAUUCAGCCGAACUGGGAGUGCCCGCUGCAUCAACACUUUGACUUCCGAGCCGUUUCCGAGCCGCAUCGUGGUAUGAUGCUAUGGCCUGAUCAUGAUGAGCUCAGGGUGACUAUACGCUGGGACAAUGUGUUCAAGCAGUGGGGACUCGUGGACCCAUUCAGCAGAAUCCAUGAGGCACGUUCAGCUGCUAUCGUGGACUACGCAGUACCGGGUAAAUCUUCGGCCCCGCCACAGACUAUAAACGAGGAAGUGAUCCCUUUUGUUUUCGAUGGCGCCUCUCAGGGUCUCUCCUUCUCUUCUUUGAUCGGUACUGUACGACAAGCUGGGCACAUUGACUGGCCAACAUCUUUCAGGGAUGCGCGGACCGUGCAGUGCGUCCAAGAGACCGAGCGAGGAGGUCGCCUACUAGGUCAUGGAGGACCAGAGGAAGGACCAGUGGGUUCUAUGUGCAUCGCAAUUAUGCAUGACACAAUAGUAUCAGGAUUUCGCACUGAACUGGGGAAGAUGGGUAUCCUGUGCGUGAUGUCGGAACGUCAUGCGAGAUUGAUAACCCGGACACGACAAGGUGAUAGUGGACAUGAUGAAAUGAUAUGGGUGAUUUACCUGAUAGCAGAAACUGAUUACUCGAGGAGAAGUCGCAGCUUGAAGCUAUGGCCAUUAGAUUUCGUUCUUCUGUAG